This is a messenger RNA of Entelurus aequoreus (snake pipefish), 1324 nucleotides long. RefSeq names its product nerve growth factor receptor a (TNFR superfamily, member 16) (gene ngfra). Lineage: Eukaryota; Metazoa; Chordata; Actinopteri; Syngnathiformes; Syngnathidae. The coding region runs from base 215 to 1300 and encodes 361 amino acids. Gene Ontology annotation, biological process: Rho protein signal transduction. Gene Ontology annotation, cellular component: plasma membrane; cell surface. The transcript is spliced from 6 exons. The record is from RefSeq and is a predicted model, not a curated record. Gene Ontology annotation, molecular function: death receptor activity; nerve growth factor binding; coreceptor activity.
CCUCCUCCUCCUUGGGUGUCUUCCCAGUCUAGUGUGGUCCAGGUGGUCCUGGCUGGGUGGAGAGAUGCUGCAGUGGACUUGCUGGUACUAAGAAAAAGAGAAGAACAAGACUUGAGAUGGAGAAGAGAACAUCCACAUAGCUUCUUCCUCCUCCUCUUCCUCUUCUGAUCACUUUUUGGGAGAUUCUUCUUCUUUUUCUUCUUCGUCCUGCAGGAUGACUUCCUUCCCAGCCCUGCUGGCCAUCUACGCCCUCGUGGCGCUAGCGACGGCGGCAUCAAAGAGCGAGCGGGCGGUGCAGCUGCCCUGCGACUCGGGCCAGUACACCAAGGAUGGCGAGUGCUGCAUGGAGUGCCCGCCCGGGGAGGGCGUGGUCCGGCCGUGCGGCGCCAAGCAGACCGUCUGCGCGCAGUGCCUUGAUAGCGAGACCUUCUCGGAGAACUACAGCCACACGGAGCAGUGCCAGCCCUGCACGCAGUGCACGGGCCUCAUGCGCAUGGAGACGCCGUGCACCGACUCCAACGACGCCAUCUGCGUGUGCCGCUACAACUUCUACCUGGACGGCGUGUCGGGCCGCUGCGAGCCGUGCACCGUCUGCCUCGCCGGCCACGGCGUGUUCGAGCACUGCAUGCACGAACACGACACCGUGUGCGAGGAGUGCGAGGACUACACCUUCUCGGACCGCGAGAGCUCCCUAGACCCCUGCCUGCCCUGCACCAUCUGCGACGACGAGACCGAGGUCCAGCUGGCCCACUGCACGCCCGUCAGCGACUCCGUCUGCCACAACCCUCUCCUGCCCACCUACUUCCCGUCAACCUCCUUCGAGACUGACCCGACGUCGACCACCUUCACCGACUACUUCCUCCCCGACGGCUCCGACGGCCCGCCGCCUGGAUACGACACUACCACGGCCAGCGCCGGCUCGCCGCGCUACCUGGGCCGCGGCCUCAACGAGAACCUCAUCCCUAUCUCCUGCUCCAUCCUGGCGGCCGUGGUGCUUGUGGGCCUGGUGGCGUACGUUGUUUUUAAGAGGUGGAACAGCUGCAAGCAGAACAAACAGGCGGCUAACAACCGUGCGGCGGCGGCGGCAACAAACAAUCAGACGGUGACGCCCGAGGGUGAGAAGCUGCACAGUGACAGCGGCAUCUCGGUGGACAGUCAAAGUCUUCAGGAACAACAUCAACAACAACAUCAGGCACAGGCGGACAUCCAGGCUGCGCCGCCUCGCUCGCGCACACAGGAACAGAUAGUGGUGAGCGUGGACGGCGGUCCCCAGCCUGUCACGCCUCCUCCUGAAGCGUGAGGAAGAAGACGAGGAAGAAGAAGA